AUGAAUACUUUCAAGCCUGAACUGUUGAAUUACCGCCUGUCGGAGAAUUGUGUAGGUAUUAAAGUCACAAACAGCAAUUGCGAAGAAAUCAAAUCCAAUGAAUCCUAUCUUCCAAAAACUCCUUUGAUUCCUCUAGGUAAAUUUAAGGGAAAAUAUGAUACUAGAAAAUUUAGAUGUUAUAAGAAGCUGUGCCAUCAAUCCAACUUCAAGAACUGUCAACAUUGUAAAUAUUUACCAUAUACUUCAUCACCUUUAAAAAACCGGGAUUACUACUGCGAAAAUAUCGAAAUAAGAGAACCAGAAUUGAACUCAUAUCAGAGAGAAAAGUUACAGAGUGAUGCUUAUAGUAUCGAAAGUAACUUAGUUUGUUUAUUGAACGGUGUCAUGGAUGAUUAUGUGGCUGAUCAAAAGGACCAAACCAGCAGCUUAAUCUUAAAAUCAGAAAAUGUUUUCUUGGAUUACUACUCUAUUCAUUUUCCUUCAAUUCUGAAAUAUGCAAGUACUCAGCAAAUAGAAGGGGCAAAUGUUGAUAAAGCUUUGAAGCAUUUGUUUAAAAUUACAAACAGAAUUAGAUCAUUGGCAUUGAUAUCGUCUUUGCGUCGUUAA
Messenger RNA from Debaryomyces fabryi, 606 nucleotides. RefSeq lists its product as uncharacterized. The record is from RefSeq and is a predicted model, not a curated record. The transcript has a single exon. Lineage: Eukaryota; Fungi; Ascomycota; Pichiomycetes; Serinales; Debaryomycetaceae. The coding region runs from base 1 to 606 and encodes 201 amino acids.